Thelazia callipaeda (thelaziosis nematode) is the source of this 489-nucleotide messenger RNA. The record is from the annotation of a GenBank genome assembly. NCBI's taxonomy places the organism in Eukaryota, Metazoa, Nematoda, Chromadorea, Rhabditida, Thelaziidae.
AUGAUCGCAAAAUCCACAAAUGCGGCAGCGGUGUUGAUUACGGAUAUCGUAGACUGCAGGUUGGCCAUUGCUAAGGAAGUUGGAGCAGACGAGGUGCUAAACGUGCGAGGCAAAUCUACCAAUGAUGCGGCCGAACUCGUGAAGCAGAAAUUGGGUGCUGAACCUGAUGUUGUCAUUGAAUGUUGUGGUGUACAGCCCAGUAUCGAGCUUGCUAUUAAGUCUGUGAAAGACGGAGGUAAUGUGAUACUUUUGGGCCUAGGCUCGGAAUUUGUACAAAUUCCAAUACUGGAAGUGAUUACCAAAGAGAUCAAUCUUCGUGGAGCCUUUAAAUAUUCUAAUACAUGGCCACCAGCAAUGGAAUUGGUACGGUCAGGGAAGGUCAAACUUGACAAACUCACCAGUGCUCAUUUCAAGCUACAAGAUGCACCUGAAGCGUUCAAGUGUUCUCAGAAGGGUGAAGUGAUCAAAGUUUUCGUCGACUGCAACUGA